GCCUGGGGAAGUGUGCUAUGAAACGGGCAUCUUGCCUGCCUGGGAAAAGAUCCCCUUCCUGGUCACUCUUGGAAGAGGAGAACUCGAAAGGAUGCAGAUCACCAGCUCGCCAAUAGAACUCAUUAAAAAAGCAAGCAGAAGUCAGAAUGCUGUUUGUACACCUGCAGGAUGUUCUUACAUCUCAGAGUAGUCAGGGUAGCACCAACGAAGCGGCUCUCCUCGUUCUUGGCAGAACACUUUGCCACUGAAACAUUUCACAGCUAUUCUUCAGUACUUUGUCAAUUUCCUUCUGCUGCAGAGCUAAGAAAUAAGGCAGGGUUGGGUGAGCUGAGAGAUGUUCUCCUUCAUUCUGGGGUCUUGGGGCAGUUGUUCCUUCAUAGCUUGGUUCUGGGAAAGUCUUCCUCCAAUGGAAUUGUAGAGAGUGGAAAAGACCUCAUAGACCUCCUCUUUCCAACCGCAGCCCAUCCCACCAUGCCUGCUGAUCACAUCCCUCAGUGCCACAUCUCCUUACUUCUUGAACAUCCCCAGGAUGGUGUGAGCCCACCACCUCCCUGGGCAGCUUGUUCUAGUGCUUCCUCUGCAGAAAUUUCUCCUAAUAUCAGACCCAAACCUCCUUGUUACAACUUGAAACCAUUACCUCUCGUGCAAUCCAAUAAUCCUUUCCUAAAACCAAACCACACAAAAGCACCCUACUACAGUUGAAGUGUGGGAAGGAACUUUGAAAUGGUUGCAAGGUUCUUAAAUUAUUUUUGUUAAGAGCUGGACUUCUUAUUGGAGCCCACUGAGGUUGAAUGUGGGGACAAAUUAUAACAGGGAAAGGAAUCUUUUUAAAAGCCCUUUGAAACUGAAACUACCCAACAACAGAAGAAAUGUGCAUCCUGUGUCUGGCCAAUGGCCCUGCUGUUGCUGCUGGCUGGAUGCACUGGCUGUGGAACUGUGUCUUGUCCUGCUGCAGAGGGAGCUUUUCCCUGCCCAGGAGGAGAGCUCUGCAAAGUUGAGCUGUUCUGAGGUUUCUUGUGGCAGUGUAAAUCUUGCUUUUGAGUCCUGUGAUAGUUUUAGCUCCUCAACAGCAGAUGUCAUAACUUGCUUCAUCUGUAGGUUCUGAAGUUCUUCAGAGUUUUCUGAGGUUAUCGAGUGUAGUCUGCAUCCUUUGAGCCAUUCCAUAAUGACUUUGGUCAUUUUUUAUUAUUGCUUUUCAUCUGGAUCUUGUUAAAAUGACCUUACAGCUGAGGAACAUUUACAGCCCAUUAACAGCUUGUAGACACAGUGUGUUAAUGUGUAACUUUGUCAUGACAGAACACCCAGCAGUUCGUUGUGUGGCUUCUUGUGGAGGAAGUAGCCAGAGAAAUGGCAAUUGCUGUUUCAAGUUUAGAAGUUCCUCAGCUCUAAGCUUAGAGAUGUGACCAUUAUAGUGCGUGAUGGAAACAACUAAUUAACUUCUCUGGGGAGAACCAGAACACUGGGGAUGUAGGUGUCUUUCUGAGCAAGCUCUCACGGAAAUAACUGCUCAUGUUUUCAGUUGUCAAUCCACAGCUGCAGUUUGGAACAGCUGAUUUUGGGAGGGACUUCUGGAGGCCAUCUGGUCAGAAUGAGGAAUGUGACCAAUUUGCAUGGUGCCCUUGCCUUUGUUAAUUGGCAAUUAUUUGGCAGCCCAACUGAUUCUAAGGUGCUUGGAGCUGGAGGCAGCCUUGGGUCCCUCUGGCCCCCCACCCCAACGGAGGCACGCAGAGCAGAGCAGGGCGCCCAGCACCACAGCCAGGGGUUGGGGAGAUCCCCAAAGAGGGAUGCUUCAAAUAACCACCAGUUUUAGGAUUGUGUGACCUUUGAACAAUCAUCUGAGGUUGGAAGUGGCUUUUGGUUAUAGAUGCAUCUGCCGAAGAGGUGUUACUGCAAAUCUGUCUUCAACCUUGAUGUCUGUAGUCUAAAUGCUAAGGAAGGAAAUUGCUUUGUGUUCUACUUGCUGUCUCGUUUUAAUGAAUAUCAGCACACUGGCAACUUGAAAUUUUUUUUAAUAUUUUGUGAGCACGUUUUUACUGAUGAGCCAUUAGGGAGCUCAAAUUUUGACGAAGGAGAUUAGCACAUAAUAGAGCGACUUUCACUGCACUGCUCUUAAAAUGGCUGCAGGCCAAUUGUCCCAUUGGUGAGCUCAUUUUUAGCUUUUCUUCAGUGUCCUCUGGUCUGAGCAGGUGGCUGAGAAAUGCCCUGUGUACCUGAGAUGAGAAAGGUCCUUGAAGCAGAGACCAGAAAGAACCUCGAAGCAGUGCAUCUUCCACUUGAUUCCUUGUGACAGCAGGAAGCUGGGAAACUGGAAAAUAAUGUGCUGAAGCUAGCAAGCUAAUUUAAAUUGUAUUUUCCUGCUGCAGCUGAAAUGGAGUGGAUGAGAUGGGAAGGACAUACCUAGAGGGCUUCCAGACCUGCUCAUAGUGACCAUGCCUCACUGGUUUGUACAGCCAUCUGAUCUCUGCUAACCAUACAGCUUCUUAAAUACAAAUUGUCAGCCAAUUUUUCCAGUGGCAACCCAUUCCUGUUGUGUGAGCACCUUCACAUGCAUAUCUGAGGGAGCACCAGUGCGUUAUUACAUUGGUGGCAGCAGCUUCUGUUGUAGACUGGUCUAACAAAGCUGCUUUUCAGGAACUGCUGGUUUGUAUUUCUGGUCAGUGCUGGUUUCCACUAGGUCACACUGCACAGAGCUAGAUGCUGUGGAGGGAGGUGCCCAGCGCUAGACUGAGAGGCAGCAGACACAAACUGCUGGAUGUGAAUUCCCAUGAGAUAGGAAAAAUGCCACUCUCGAGGUGACAGACCACUAGAGCAGGGCCAGAGAAGGCUUCUCCUUUUUUGGAGCUGCUCAGAGGGGGCUGCGCAAGGCCCUGCUGUUGGAGCUGGAGGCUGGGCUCUGAUAUCUGGAAGUUCCUCCCAUCCCAGCUGCUCAAUUCCUGGUUCCCAGCCUCAUGCCCUGGAGGUGAAGUGUUUUUUGGCUUCUGUGCCCCUUGUAAGAUUGAGUCAUUGCAGUGCUUCAAAGACUUCCUAGGCUUAAUGGAAAGGCUGGAGGUAAGGGCUGCUUCUUCUGUGUGCGACUGGAGAUGCAGUGCUCCAAACGUUAGUACUAACAGCUCUCAUUUUUUUUCUCCCUUUCAUUGUACAAAUCUUGAGCUGGCUUGGAAGGCUUUGCAAAUAACUGAAAUCAUCAGCUGACAACUAUCUAGUUACUUCACAGAUUCUUUAAUCCACACUUUGAGUUUAAUCUUCAAGUGAGCUGAAACAUCUUUAGUCUACAUAGUAUAGAAGUGAUAUACUAAGUGUGUAUUGGGGAAAAUAGGACAAGGGCUUGUGCAGGUUGUGCUUUAGAGCCAUCAGGGUUGGGUUACCCCUGCAUCUCUCUGCUGUUCCCAGUUAAUUACUUCCUUUCUGAUGGAAGAUUCUGAAAUGUCCAUCAGGAUUUUACUUGACCCACUGGGGUUACUGCAUGCAAGACUUCUUACUCUCAGUUGGAACUGGGGGGAUCUUUUCCAAUGGGAAAAGGUCAUUUGCUGGAGGAAGGUGCCCUCGAGAUAGCAUCUUAGGUGCAGGAUUCUUCAGCUUUCUUCCAUCCAUUACUGCAAAAGUUCAAAAGAAGGUCUGGCAGAAAGAGAGCAAUAAAUGCUGAUACAGUAAAUUCUUGUGUGUUUUCCCUUUCGUUAAAAAGUUGGAUUUGGCUUUUUCUGGAGAAAAUAACCAACUAAUCAGCUUUUUUUAAAAGAAAAAAAACAACAAAAACUGAAAGUCACCAGAACAUUGCAUUCUGUUUGAGGCUUUCGUGUCUCCGCAGCAAAGGGGAAUUUGUAUGAAGUCCCAGCUGUAAGGUACAGGCUGAAGCUGUUUGGGGCAUUGUGAAGGCUGUGGUCAGUGUUGGGGGGAGGCAGUCUGUGGCUCUCAGGGAGCUUUUGGUGGUAUGUGUGGCCAGGGGCUAAAGUAGGUUCCCUAGAGCAGGUCGUACAGGAAAGCAUCCAGCUGGGUUUUGAGUAUCUCCACAGAAGGAGGCUCUGCCACCUCUCAGGGCAGCUUCUUCCAGAGCUCUGCUGCUCUGGAAAAUCUCUGUAAAGAGAUCCUUUCUCAUAUUUGUACAGAACUCCCUGGGUUCCAGUUUGUGCCUGUUGCCCCUUGUCCUGUUGCUGGGCACCAGCAAAAAGAGCCGCAUCCUCCUGACCCCCACCCUUCAGAUACUGAUGAUCAGAUCCCCUCUCUCCUUCUCUUCCCCAGGCUGAACAUCCCCAGGGCUCUCACCUCUUCCCAUCAGGAGAUGCUGCAGGCCCCACCAUCUCUGCAGCCCUUCACUGGGCUCUCUCCAGCAGUUUCCUGUCCUCCUUGAACUGGGGAGCCCAGCACUGGACACAGUGCUUCAGAUGUGGCCUUUCCAGGGCAGAGCAAAGGAGAGGAGCCCUUGCCCUGCUGGCUGUGCUCAGUGCAAUGUUCCCCAGGGUUCUAUUGGCCUUCUUGGCCAUUAGGGGCACAGUCAACCUUUGAUCAACUACUGGUUGAUCAGGGCACUCAGGUUCUUCACUGUAAAGCUCUUCUCCAGCAGCUCACCCCCUAACCUUACCAGUGCAUGUAGUUAUUUCUCCCCAGGUCUAGGACUUCACACUUCCCCUUGUUCCUCUUUGCCUAGCUCUCACCCUAUCCAGGUUUCACAGGAUGACAGCAUGGCCUUCUGGUGUGUCAGCCACUCCUCCCAGCUUUGUAUAAUCAGCACGCUUGCUCAGAGUGCUCUCUGUCCCUUCAUCAGUUCAUUAAUGACUAUGUUAAAAAGGAUCACACCCAGUGCUGACACCUCCUAGAACCACUCUGGGUCCAGCAAGCCCUCAGAGGGCUAUUUCUUUACUUAAUGAGCAUUUCAACAGAUGUUAAAGUAGCCACCAGUUUCUGUAGCACCCUGUAUCUGUGCAGAAGGAUGGAGGUGAGUUGGUAGGUGACAUCAAUGGCAGGUAUAGGGAAAAAUGUUCAUUUGAAAAAUAGUUUUUCAAGGGAUGCUUGUGUAGAGAGAUCACGUUUCUGUUAGCAGGGACUGCUAAAUGCAUUCAUAUGUUAGGGAAAAGCUCUGCUGUGUGACUGUUCAUAGCAUUUGUUUUGAUAAAGGUAUCAAAUCCCUGAUUAACCACAUCUUCCACUUCUGCUACUACUGCAGUCUCGGGAAGAGAGUUGUUGCUGCUUCCUUAAAAUGAAAUUACCUAUGCUUUCCCAUGAUGGCAUAUAUUCCCUAGUGCAAGGGGAAGUGCAGGGUGUAAUUGUGCAGGGAUGAAUGCUGCAGGAAUUCAGCAGGUUGGCUUUUUUUUUCUGAAAAACACUGGAGUGAGAUCUCAGAAGACAGAUAGAAGUAGGAUUUAUUUUUGGUUGGGAACAGCUGAUAGUUCUGUAGCAGAAAUGGGGGGGGCAUGCCAAAGAUUUGGAAGUCUCAAUUCUGUGUCUCAAAAACCCCAGAGGGUGGUUUUGUCUGGUUUCUUCCUUUCAGAUCAGAAAACACUAAGCCUUUCUGCAUAGGCCCUAAAGGGUGAGUGAGAGCAGCACACAAACAAGUACCUUACAUAUAGACACUGUGUUUAGGUGAGGCUGUGUCAGUGCUGUGAACUUAAAGCUUUUUGUCUGCAAACAGUAUUUAAGAAAAUCAGUGAGCUUCUGCAGGGCUUCUUGUUCUUAUUCUGGACUCAGCAGAGGAUAUUGGAAUGUCCUUGUGUUCCCAUGGGUCACAUUCAGUUGUCAUGCCAGACUUAAUAGGCCAUUAAUUAAAGCUGUAAGUAAACUCCAAAUUUGUUGUGGGCUGAAGAGCUUUUUAGCAUCCUCUGAGCCGAUCCUGCCCUAAGGGUUUACAGUGCCCUGUACUGCACUGUGGUAGAGGUGCAGGUCCAUAUAGGCACUGCCUGUGUUGCUGGAGCAAUGGUUUGGUCUUAGAAUCAUGAAGGUUGGAAGAGAUCUUGAAAAAUCAUCGAGUCCAAAUGUCAGCCCAUCCCCACCACGUCCCCAGUGCCACAUCCCCUCAGUUCUCAAACACCUCCCUGGGCAGCUGUGCCAAUGCAUCACCACUCUUUCGCUGAAUAAAUAUUUCCUAAUAGUGUCUUGCACAAAUUCACAGGAAUUUUAAGUGUUGAUGAUUUAAAAUUAACUUUCUAGCAUGAAAAGCUUCUACUCCCACCAAAAAAAGCCCUCCAAAGCCAUACUGGCAUCUCUUGUCUGGAUUUGUAGAAAAUAAACUGAGAAGCCCAACAGAUACACAUUUCUUUCUCUGCUGGUGUUGCUGAUAUAACCUAGUCUUACUGUUACUGCAGAUCUGCCCAGAACUUUUUAAAAACAAAUAAAAAUUGUUUCUGGUGGAUGGGGAGGAGGGUUCAUGUUAAUGCUUAGAAAUUGUUUUGCUGAAGUUUUUAAAGGGGUGUUUCUCUCCUUUUUUUGGGUUGCACUCCAACUCCAGAAGUGGGACUUCUCCUCUUGCAUGCCUGAAUGCUAUGUUACAUACGAACUCCCGAGGGGAAGAGGGCAUUUUCUAUAAGGUCCCAGGGCGGAUGGGAGUGUACACUCUGAAGAAGGACGUUCCGGAUGGGCUGAAGGAGCUCUCAGAUGGCUCGGAGGAAAGCAGCGACGCGCAGUCCGACUCACAGAGCUCUGAGAACAGCAGCAGCAGCAGCAGCAGUGAUGGGUGCACGAACAAGGAUGGGAAGAAAAGCAGGUGGAAAAGGAAAGUGUCAUCAAGACUGUCACAGACAUCCUCCCCUCAGACAAGCUGCCAGUCACCUUCCAUCCAGACAGGCAAAGUCAUCUCCUCAUCCCAGAAGCACAGCAAGAAGGCACUCAAACAGGCCUUGAAACAGCAGCAGCAGAAGCAGCAGCAGCAGCAAUGCAGAGCAGGCAUGCCGGUGUCCUCUAAUCAGCACGUCCUGCUGAAGGCUGUCAAGGCAGCCAGUGCCUCCACACCUACAAAACCUGCUUGGGUAGGAAAGCAGUCCGAUGGACACUCAAACAGCUCUCAGAACUCCACCUCCAGCUCCUCUGCCUCUGUUAAGCUUGACAACUCCUUGCCAGGGCUGGGGAAGAAGCCAUUCCAGAGAUCUGACAGGCUCCACGCAAGGCAGCUGAAGAGAACAAAGUGUGCUGAAAUUGACGUGGAAACUCCCGACUCCAUCCUGGUGAACACCAACCUGAGGGCACUGAUCAACAAGCACACGUUCUCUGUUCUGCCCACAGAGUGCCAGCAGCGCCUGCUGCUGCUGCUGCCAGAGGUGGACAGGCAGGUUGGGGCAGAUGGUUUGAUGAAGCUGAGUGGUUCAGCGUUGAACAAUGAGUUCUUCACUUCAGCUGCCCAGGGCUGGAAGGAGAGGUUGUCAGAAGGUGAGUUCACACCAGAAAUGCAGCUAAGAAUACGUCAAGAAAUAGAGAAGGAAAAGAAGGUUGAGCUGUGGAAGGAACAUUUUUUUGAAAGCUACUACGGCCAAAGUUCUGGAUUAAGUCCUGAAGAGUCUGAGAGACUGACAGCCAACACCAGCGCUGAUGACGUAGAGAAUGAAAAGCCAGCAGCAGAACAGCCAAAAUGCAUGCCAGUCAAAGAGAUCACUUCUCCAUUGGAGUCUAAAGCACAGGUGGUCCAGGAAGCACCCGCAGUGAGAAAAGGAGUAGAGGAAAGAAGAGGAGAGGAGAGGAGAGAAGAGAUGCAGCCCAAAGCAGCCAAACCUGUCGAGGCCUCGGUUUCCCCAGCUGGGUGUGCAGCGAAGCCCAGCAACCCCCAAAUCCAAGAGAGAAUCCAAGGAGAACCCAUCCAAGAGAAACCACAGCCUGCAGUGAGCCAGAAGCUGGAAGAAGAGAGGAAGCACGCUGCAUCAAAGGAAGUGAAGGAGGCUGUGCGUGCCCCGGUCUUGGCCCCAAGCAAACCAAAGAGCCCUGAAGCAGGUGAAGCAGCAGCAAAGGUCGCCGAAAGUCCCGUGGUCGCCCCGCCGACGCCAGAAAAGAAACCCGCUGUGAAUGAAGAAAUGGAGGUCAGUGUGGAAGGCCAUAAGAGGAAGUCGGAGGGCGGUGAAGAAGCUCUGACCACGCCUGAGAAGAAGCCGCGCAUUGCGGAGAAGUGCCAGCAGCAGCAGCCGGCGUUUCGCGGCCAAACGCAGUCCUUUCCUGCUGCCGGGCCCCCGGUGCCACGCGUGCCCCCGCUCAAGAUUCCCGUUUCCCGAAUCUCCCCCAUGCCAUUUCCUGCGGGCCAGGUCUCUCCCAGGGUACGUUUCCCAGCCUCACUCAUCAGUCCGGCCAGAACAGGGGCCAGAACCUUGGCGGACAUCAAGGCCAAAGCCCAGCAGGUCAGGGCUCAGAGGGCAGCGGCCGCAGCAGCCGCCGCCGCCGCUUCUUCGGGGGGAGCAGUGCCAGGGCCGGGCCCCGGCGGGGGCCCAGCGGGCGGCGGAGGGACGGGUAACACAGCGACGAGUGGAGGCGGCGAAACUGGAACGCGAGGAAACGCACUGGAACUGGCAGGAACUGGAAGCGGGGGAGGUUCGAGAAGGUUUCUUCCACGCUGCCCAGGGACCCAUUCCCCAAUGGAGACUCAGGAGCAGCCGGCAACCCCCAGUCUUUCUAGAGCACAACUACAGCAAACUUCCACGUUGCAAUCCAGAAGUGCAGCUGGCAAUGCAGGCACCAACUGCUCCUCCCCAGCGGUAUCAGCGAUUGAGCAAAUCAGCAGAAUCAAACAGAGCCCCCCAAACGUGGCUGUAAAUCAGGUUUCGGGCUCCUCGUGUGCUGGUGGCUGUGACAAACAAGAGAAAGCACCUUCUGCUCCAGCAGGUCCCGGCCAGGCCUGCGGGGCAUCAACUGUCAGGGAUGGAACAACUUGUGUCACCGUGUCCUCAGCAGACAGCAAUGCCAACAUCACCAAGGUAACACCUGCGGCCUUAGGAGGGACCAGCUCAGAGGUCCCCAAAGGCACAUCUCCUUCCCCUCUGAUGCCUUUGCUGACCCCCACUAGCUCAGAAGCCCAGGCUGGAGGUGCGGUGGUGUCAGCUCCAUCUGCCCCAUGCUCCAUCACCUUGUCAGCAGCACCUAGCCUUAAAACCCAUCCGAGUUCAAGCGGGGCCCUCCCAAAAGCAAACUCCAGUAUUCCUGCCAACAACCCUUUAGUCACCCAACUUCUUCAAGGCAAGAGCGUUCCCCUGGAGCAAAUCCUGCCGAAGCCUCUCACCAAAGCAGAAAUGAAAACUGUCCCAUUAGCUUCUAAUGAAGAGAAAGGGGCAGCAAUUGUAGCAGGGAGUGGUGCUGGAGCCGAGGGCGGUGAAAGGCAGUCGGGGUUAUCCCCACAGCAGCUCGGGAAGAUCUUUUGCCAGAGCAGGCCUCUGCCUCACAUUCCAAGGACAUUUGUGCUCCCUGCAGGAAAGGAACCCAGUGCUGACCAGCACCCAGAGGCGCUCAGUAAAACAACGCAGGAGCAGAUCCUUCAGACGCUCAUCAAGAGGGUCCAGAGGCAGAAUUUGCUCCCGGUCCUUCAGCCUUCCCAAGUGAACCUCGCACACUCAGGUUUCCAGCUAGAAAACAGCUCCACCAGCCAGAGAUUUGUGCUGGGUUUCAUGGGCAGAAGGACAUCCAAACCCGCUAUGUCUGGUCAUUAUCUGCUCAACAUUUCCACCUACGGCCGUGGUUCAGAGAGUUUGAGGAGAGGUUUCUCCUUGAACCCUGAAACCCGCUCUUGUCUGAACAGCCCAGCCAGUGGUCCAAAAGCAGAAUUUGGGGAAUGUGAGGAGAUGGCUGGCCAUGGCAGCAGCAGCGAGGAAGGAGAUGCGGAUGAUGAGAGCACUGGUGAUGAACGCGAGCAUGUCAGCGUAAAAGAGGAGCCCCAGGCUUUCCAGGUGGCUGCUCCAUGUGAAAAAGAACAGGUAUCACACGGUGCAAAUUCCUCAGAUUACAGCAUCCUUGCUAAAAAGGGGAUGAAGACGGAAGCGGCCGUGUCUCAGCAGGCAGCCGGCAGCAGGGAGAACAUUCAGGAGUUGGAUGGAACGGCGUUAGCAGGAGAUUUUAUUCAGGCCGCUCAAGAGCAAAUGGUGCACACAGUGAAGGGAAAAACGCACAGCAGCCCUGAGCUCUUCAGCUCUUCUGCACCGUCCUCAGACUCUGCGCAGCCACAGCUUCCCCAGCUUUCUCACCCCCACCCUCCGAAGCUGGGAGGAGAUGCUGCGGCAGCGCAGCUCAUCGGGCCCAGCUACAGCGGCACAAUAAACGUCUCCACCUCCCCAGACGUGAACCAGGGCUCUCUCAUGAGCGGGCUCUCCGAGUGCAAUCAGUUGUCCAGUAGCAUGGGGAACGUCAUGUCCUUCUCUGUGACUGUAACCACCAUUCCCACCAGCCAAGCCAUGAACUCUGGCAGCCACGGCCAGACCAUCCCGGUUCAGGCCUUUGCUGAAGACAGCAGCAUGGAGGACUCCCCUUCCAAGUGUUACUGCAGGUUGAAAGCCAUGAUCAUGUGCAAGGGCUGCGGUGCCUUCUGCCAUGAUGACUGCAUUGGCCCCUCUAAGCUCUGUGUCUCCUGCCUGGUUGUGCGGUAACUGGGACGUGACGUGGGAAGAGGAAGGCUCCGUGUUGGGUUUGCUUUUGGAAGUACAUUGGGAAGAAACAGGAAAUUUACUGCCUUGCACAAGAAACACGUUACUGAAUCAGGAAUACAGAGUAGAGUUCUUCUUUCAUUAAAGAAAGAGCACCUUCUUGUACAGUGAGUCUAAAUUGAGCUCAACUACGUGAAUUGUGACAAGAGUUUGCACUUAAGGAAUUAUGUAAAUAUGUCACAUUAUUUUGUUUAAAAAUAUUUUUUCAAUCUUUUAGGAGAUAGCGUUUGACUUGUACUGCAGUUCCAUUAACCCUAGCCUGCUAUCCAGCGCGUUUGCUGAGCUCUGCUCUAGAUGGGGUAACAGUCCCCCAACGAAACCUCAGCUGUUGGUCUUCUCUUGGCAAGGAGAGGAGCCAGGCAAUCAAGGCACGAAAUGUCUGUGCUGACAGAGCCCCGCAGCCCCUCAGCGGGCUGCUGAGUUGCUCUGAACUUCAGAUUGAUCAGAAUUGGAAGCCGCUGACGUUCAUCACCCAUGGCAUGGCCGUUCCCAGAAGGCCAUGCUGGGUUGUGCAAUAUUGGCUGGUGGUUUUGAUUGCAUAUCCUCUCCUCUCCAAGGAGUCAGUUGCAGUAACCUUAUUUUAAGGGUGGUAAUAUCUUGGUUUGCUGCUGAAAAAGGCAACUCUACUAACCAUAGGAUACCAGAAUUUAAAUCACUAAACCAACUCAGUAACUGUGAUGAUCGGUCAUCCCAGGAACCAUUUAAAGCAGAGAUCACAAAGAUGUGCUGAACUGCAUUUCAUUUCCGGACUGUCAGGACUCAGCAGAAACCUGCUUUAUUAGGCAUUAUUUCAAGUGAGCUGGAAGGUGCCAUCCCCACCACUGAGAACCAUCACAGCACAUUAUGCAAGUGAAGUGCACUAAAUGUCACCCUCUGUCCUACUGUUUUCUAGGAAGCUUACUGUGGCUCAUUAAAAACUCCACGUAGUCAGACUUCUCUCAUUUCUAUAGAUUUUAUAUUAAGCUAAGAGUGGAAAACAAGCCUCUCGUUGGGCCUCACUGGUGUCUGGGCAUCUCCAUGUCUUUGAAAAACCAAAUUGCCCCAACUGCUGGUUGCGCUCUGUUGUGGCCCAGCGCCGGUGUUCGCAAUCCGUUCUUUCCAAUCAAUCCAAAUUAACAGUUACAAACUGGUACUGUAUGGUACUCAACAACUGCAAUUUUCCACAGGCUGGCUGAUAGAACAUACUCCAGUCUGCAUUGUGAUGCAGUGCAACGAGCAUGCAUCGCAUGGAGGAGCUGUAGGUUACUUCUCUUCCCAGAAAACGUCAGGUUCACAUCUAGUCCCAUGUUGUCACUGUUGGGGGAGGGAGGGGGGCCAUACGAGAUCUUGGUCAGGUAACAAAUCCAUGUAUCUUUUUGAUGGAAAAGCACUGAAUUCACUUUGAAUCCAAAGGCCUUUUUAAGAUGAAGCAAUAUUAAUGAAAGAGGUGACGGCUGUUUUAUGAGCUGGGGUCCGAAAGCCUUUUUCCUUCUUUCCAUUUGACUGCACUGCUGCUUUCCCCGUUUCCCACACGUGGGAGCACUGAGUGUUUCUGCAGGGAGAGUAAUGAUACAGAGAGUUGCAGGCUUAAUCACUUGGCAGAGAAAUGUUUCCUUCCCUGUCCAACAGAGCGUGGUAUCCUCCAACGCAGGAUCAGCACGUCCUGGGAUUUGAUUUGCUCACCAUACAUUGACUGGGGACCCCUGCUUUCUAACUCCACAUCACUUCUUAGGCAUCCAACAGUGGAAAGGAUUUAACUAUAGGAGUACAGCCAGGGUUGGUUUUUUUUGAAACCACUUAAAUCUCAAAAAAAAACUAGCCCUGGUUGUUCUGUUGUGCUGCACAAGCGUUGGCCACGGCUGUAGCCCCAUGGCUUUGGGAGCCCACCAGAGGGACGGCUGCUUCUCUGGGCUGGCUGCUAUGGAAGCACUGACUUGGCCGCCUCGCUGCCCGCAUCCCUCCUUCCUUUCCAGUGGGCAUCUCUCCAUCGUUGGAAUUCGCAGGGCGCUGUGAAGGAGGUCCAUGUGGCACCCGGGCAGAGUAGCAUCUUCCCUUGCCUUGUUAACUCGAGCCCUGAAGGGAAGCAUUACGGCCAUGCGAUCCUCCGUGAGACACAUUAAUUCCCUUCUAAUGCGGAUCCCCCAGCGUAACCCAGCCUGAAGGCUGUAGCUAGUUACAAAAGAAACUGAAAAAGUCACUUCUGCCUCAAAUAAAAGCCAGGAGGUUUUGCUGGCGAAAUGGGAUCGAUUCUGUUCAUGCCUCAAUGUUCAUCAAUAACUCUUCAUAGCCAACAAGGCUGCUGCAGACAGGGAAGGGGAGGUGCUGAGGGAGCAGCACGCAUUGCUGCCUUGUGUGAGCAUCCACACGUUCUCAGCAUUGCCUAAAGCCACCCCGACCCCCUCUGCAGCUCCAGCUCCUCGCUGCCUUUAUGUUUGGCAGGAGUUCCUCUGCAGCACACAGUUGGGUUUCUGCAACACGUACAGCAAUAGGAACCGAGUGGAGCUGGGCCAGGUUUGGGCACAGGGUGACCACUGGGAUAUGUGGGGCUGCCAGGCUGGAUGGGAAAAGCAGGCAUCUCAUGCCACAACUUGGAAGUUUACAAGCAUUCAGUGCCUUAGUUCUAUUUUAACAGAGGAGUGCUUUUCCUGGGCUACUUCUGCUCUAUUCCUUUUUCAGACAGUAAAUUCUUUUCCCUGCUUGUCUUUGGUUUUACCAUACGCUAUGAGCUGCUAGGUGGAACCCGAUGGAGUAACGUCUACAGGAUUGCAGGAGGGCAUGAAGUAGUCAGGAAGUGAUUAGGAAUAACAGAGCUCAGUAUAAUAACCAACAGAAGCACAGGUCUGCCUGAAGCCUUGAAAGCUUUGCAUGUUUCACAGUGCUGGUUGUUGAAUAACGUGAUCUAGAAAGGGAACAUCCUGCAGCCCGUGUAGCAGUGCUCCCUGCUGGCCUCACCUGUGUUAAACAUAGUUUAAAACAACAGACUUUGGAGCCCAGAUAUUAAGUAAUGGCAUUCUGUAGGAAAUGCCAUCGUUUUGCUGGGCACGGUAAUGAUGAGGUGAUGGUUGGAUUUGAUAUCAUAGAGGUCUUCUCCAACCUUAAUGAUUUUAUGAUUCUAUAACAAAUAAGAUCUAAUAGUAAAUAUUUUACCAAGUCUAACAUCAGACUCUUUGUGGCAGUAGAAGCAGCUUAAGUAGGAAGAGAGGCUCAGGUUUAUAUUUUCCCUCUUGAGCAGCAAUCCAAGUCCUGCAGCAUGAGAACUAGAAAUACAAACUGAGCAAUGGAAUUUAACCUUCCGGUGCAAAAAAGAACCCCGCCUUGUUCAAGCUGUUUUAAUGGAGGAGUGAAUGCAACUCCACAGAUGAGCUAAGGCUGCGGGAUACGGUUUGGUAGCACAGGGAAGGAAAUUUGUGUGGAAUUCUGAUGCCCUUCUUAAAUCAAAAGGAAAAGACCGAGGUGCUGAGCAGCUGCACGGUCAGUGGAGUUGUGUAGUGCACGGUGUUGGGUCACAGCUGGGAGGGGAGCCCUCAGGUUGGGACUGAGGGGGGACCUUCGUGUGCUGGGGCUGCGUCCUGCCCAGCGGGAGCUGCCACGGUCAGGCAGGGCGCUGGCUCUUCUGUGCCAACCAUGCCCAGUCCAGCGCUGGUUUUUGAGCUGCAGAUCGGCUCCUGCUGAAGGAAAUUUGGGGUUUUGUUCAGGGAAGUGCCCAGAAGACCAGUGGUCGCUGUGUGUUGGCUGCUUGAAGCCCUGCGGAGGCUCCUGUCUUCUCCAUGGGAUGAGCUCAGCUGUCCAAAGCCCCCACCAUGCAGUCAUGGCUGAGUCAGCCCAGGAGCGUGCUGGGCUCUGCCCAGGGCUUUCAGCUUCCCAAAUCCCACUGUGGCUGUGCAGGAGGCUGCAGGGAGUCCCUCCGUGGGGUUGCCAGUUCCAUCGUUGUGGCAACGGAGUCCAACCAGGGGAGCAUCUCAGGCGCGUGCUGCGAUCACGACAUCCGCAGUUCUGUUCCUUAACUGGGGUUGUUUGUUUGUUUUUUUUUUAAUGCUAUACAUUUGAUAUAACUGAAGAUCAAUUUUAAGAGCUUACAGUAAUAUAUUUUAAGUAAUAUAUAUUUUAGUAUCUGUAAAAAAAAAAAAAAAGAAGAUAAAAAAAAGACAAAGGAUGAUUUAUGAACUAGAUGAGCAGGGUAUGGAGAGCGUGCAGUUUCUCAGCAAGGCCAUGGAGUUUCACUGGCAGGAGAACUGGAAAGAUUCCGUUUUGUCCAUUGAUGCAAUAAAUGUGGGAGUUCUUAGAGAAGAAAUCCAAUACUGUUUACCACGAGCUUUUCUGGUUUUGACAACAGGCCUGUAAACGCAGCUAGAAGAUGCUGAACCUUUGUCUGUCUUUCGCCUUUUUAAAAGGGACUUAAAUUGGAAUAGAGGGUAUGUACAGAAAAAUCGAGUUGACACCAUUUUAAAAUGUAUUUUUACACAAAUAAUAUAGAAAAAUCAUAUUUUACGUAAGAAUUUUAAGUAUUUGAAAUAUGUAUAUAUAUACUGUAUGUACUUCAUAUAUUCUUUAUUUUACAUUUACAGUGUAUUAAAAAGUAUUUGAGCUGGUUGGAUUUGAGCAUGUAAUAAUGUUAAAAGGGCAAAAAAGAAAAGAGGGAGGGAGGACACGAGGAGGGAGGCCGCAGGGAAAGCAGGAGUUCAGCACUGAAGGAGUCUGGAAGAGUUUUGCAGCUUCAGAUGGAGCGUACAGAACCUUUUCAUCCUGUGUCCUUUUGUGUUCCAUCGGUGUCUGUUCCUUUUGCCUCACAGCCACCCAGCAGAACCCACGGUGAGGAGACAAGUUGAGGUGGAUCCCUUCCAUAAGCAGUGCUACCUUCGUAGCCAAAGAGACACACUGGUCCAGAAGCUGCUCAACCAAAAGAGAAUCCGAAGCGGCUCAGUAUUGCUGUGCCGUUGGAAUGGUGAUCAGUAGCUCAAUUGCUGUGUGAGCACCUUAGGGUGCUGAUGGGGAAUUCAAACAACAUACCAAAAACCCAACCAUUUUGAGGGAGCACUGUCAAAGCAGAUUGGUCUUGCUGUUUGUAGGAAUUGGGGUGAAAGUCUCACUGUAGGGGACGAUACAUCCUUGCAGCUAUUGGGAGCAGAGUGAAUCCAUUUGGCUGCACUGGAAUCCUCAAGAUGUCCCCAGAUGGCAGAGGCCACUACUGCCCAUGCCAGGCUGGAUGUGGCUCUGUGCAGCCUGGUCUGGUGGUUGGCAGCCCUGCUCUUAACAAGGGGUUGAAACUCGAUGAUCACUGUGGUCCUUUUCAACCCAGGCCAUUCUACAAUUCUAUGGUAAGAUUCUGUGGGGCGUCCCCUAAGGCAGGGACAAGCAGGGCAUUGCAGCGUGCUCUGCAGGCUGAGAUCUGCAGCCCACACAGCUGCUGGCCCCAAUGCUGCACACAAAUUUGCCAUGGAGAUGAGGGUAGAAAUGGCUCCCUGUCUUGUCCCAUCUGUGCAAUGCCCAUUUGGGUUAGAUGAACCUCCGGUGACAUUUAUACCACUCGUUCCUGCAACUCCUGUAUAUAAAUUGGAGGUGAUUAAAAGAAAUCUCUGUUGCUGGGAGUUACAGCGAAGGUAAAAAUGUGGGCAAAGAAGAAUGAUUGACAAGUCAGGUUUUAAAGUACAAAUCUGAAAACUGAAAAGGUGGGCAACUGGUAUUUUUAUGCCACAUCAGCAGUCAUUGGAAUCUCUUGGAAACAAGAGGAUGGAACCCAGGAUUUUGUCAAAAAUUGCUGUCUGCACAUUGGUGGGGUUUUCACUCUCAACAGCUGUACCCCACUGGUGGGUGUGCAUGUAGGGGCUGUGCAGAUGUGUAUCUGUACAGGUGUGCACGGCUGCAUUGGCCACGUGUAUGUAGGAAGACCAGCUCCACCUCAGCCUUGUGCUGCCGUUACACCUUGGGACUUGAGAUGGAAUUAGGGCUGCUUUACAUUUGUUUUCAUAUGUAAGAUAUAUGGGGUAGACAAAAUAAAUACUAGUGGUGUAUGUUUCGAUCUGCUGCACUUUGACAAACAAACAACAUUCCUUCUUCCCCUGGUACUGCUGCAUCUCCCAUUCCUCCCUACCCUGAUUUCAACCUUACCCAGCCGGUCUCCUGUCCCGUUCGGUUAGCAGAGGCUGCACUGUGCAUUGCUCAGGGCAGGGCUGUGCUCUUAGCCCACCUGUGGCUGUGAUGUGGAAGGUGUUGUCCCAUCGUCGGGAGCAGCAGGGACAGAGGUUCUGGGUACAAUCCUUUAUUGUGUGCCUGGAGGUGUGCAAGGGAUGUGCCUGCCAGCAGUCACCCUCGCUGAUGGCUGGCAGCUCCCUUCCUUUGCCCUAAAUGUGUGCAGCCACGAGUCCUCACCCUGCUCCUGUCUGCUUGAAAAGUCCAAUUUCAGUUACAAAUCCGGCAAUUGAGAGGAAAAAAAAAAGGGGGGGGGGGUUAAGUAAUGUAAGCUGUAGGCAUUUAAAACCGUGUGGGCCAUUCCUGCAAAGGAGCAAGAAGGCAGGGACAGACGUGUCUGUCGUGCUGCAGCCGUGCCUCUUGGCCAACGGUGUUCCCUCAACACGUUGUCCCUCAUUUUGCUGUGUAAGCUUCCACCGUAGCUUCUCAGCAGCAUUAAGAGGGAUCAGAGGAGUGCUAAGAACAGCCAGUUUCUAACCUGUCACUUGAUCAGUGCCCACAGGAGGUAGCACUUGGACAAGCAAAAGCCUGCCCCAUGGCUUCUGUCUGACUGCAGAUUCCGUUCCUUUCCCUCUCACUUCUUUCUGUCGUGUAAAACUACCUGCUUUAUAAAUGAAUGUAAAAUUCCGUAGUUCUUCAGCACAUGGGCAAAUCUGUAUUUUAUCUUCAUGUUUCAUUUUAUGUUAAAUAAAAGGCGUAUGGUUUUAUGGCCA
This is a messenger RNA of Tympanuchus pallidicinctus (lesser prairie-chicken), 17467 nucleotides long. RefSeq names its product ASXL transcriptional regulator 2 (gene ASXL2). The record is from RefSeq and is a predicted model, not a curated record. Lineage: Eukaryota; Metazoa; Chordata; Aves; Galliformes; Phasianidae. Gene Ontology annotation, cellular component: PR-DUB complex. Bases 6471 to 10532 code for a protein of 1353 amino acids. Gene Ontology annotation, molecular function: peroxisome proliferator activated receptor binding; chromatin binding; DNA binding. The transcript has 11 exons. Gene Ontology annotation, biological process: animal organ morphogenesis; positive regulation of transcription by RNA polymerase II.